GAAAAUACAUAAUUAUUAAAUAUUAUUUUGAGAAUUUCCUUUUUUUGUCCAACUAGAAUGAUUCAUCCGCAUCACUUCUGCCCGCCACCCACCUAUGACCUACCCCGCCCGGCAGCGAACUUACUAGAAAGCUGAAACCCCCACCCACCCUUCUUACACAUACAUACAUAUUCAGUCUUUUGGAUUGCGCGAGUUGACUCACUCUACACCUUCUCCUUCAGUCUACCCAGGGGUGUUCUGAGAUCACAAAUAACAAACAAAAAUGGCAAACACGGUGAAGGCUGUAGCAGUUCUUAACAGCAGUGAAGGUGUCACUGGAACCAUUCAAUUCACCCAUGUUGGAGAUGGUCCAACUACAGUUACUGGAAAUGUAACUGGCCUUAAACCUGGUCUUCAUGGCUUCCAUGUCCAUGCUCUUGGUGACACAACAAAUGGCUGUUUGUCCACAGGACCACAUUUCAAUCCAAAGGGGAACCAUCAUGGGGCUCCUGAUGAUGAAAUUCGCCAUGCCGGUGAUCUUGGAAACAUCACAGUUGGACAAGAUGGUACUGCUUGUUUUACCAUCACUGACAGUCAGAUUCCUCUCACUGGACCAAAUUCUAUCAUUGGAAGAGCUGUAGUAGUUCAUGCUGAUCCUGAUGAUCUUGGGAAAGGUGGCCAUGAGCUCAGCAAAUCAACUGGAAAUGCUGGCGGGAGGGUUGCGUGUGGUAUCAUUGGCCUGAGCGCGUCCGAAUGAACUAAAAGAAGAAUGGCGGAAGUGAAGUCGGAAUAAAAGGAAUUGUUGUUCACUUGUAUCUCUGUUUUUUUCUUUCUUUCUUUCAAUUUGAUGCCUUUCAUGAGCUUUUAUAUUGGGAUGGGUUCAUAAACUCAAGUACUGGUAUGUAGUAGAGUCUCUAUAGCAACUUGUGACUGUUUUUUAUCUACCUUCUUUUUUGCUUGUCAACACUUUCAAGACAAUAAGUUAGUAGUUUGUUUUCUACACAACUCUUUUCUGAGUUUUAUUUCAACAAUAGGUAACGCAUAU
This is a messenger RNA of Cuscuta campestris, 1024 nucleotides long. The record is from the annotation of a GenBank genome assembly. NCBI's taxonomy places the organism in Eukaryota, Viridiplantae, Streptophyta, Magnoliopsida, Solanales, Convolvulaceae.